AUGACACAAGGGUUAAAGCGAGACUGUGAGGUUGAUGACGGGGUUAUGGAGAAGAAGCUGAGGACGCAGUCUUUUGAUUACUCUGCGGGAAGUGAGCCGGUGUCGACUAUCCAAAUUAUUCCCAGUGAUAGGUACCGAAAGCAGAGCCAUCAAGGGUACAAGUCACCACAGGUUCCGAAUACAAGUGGUAAUGUGGAUCCUACGGUGUUCGAGCGUGAAUUGCUGAUGAUGGAUCAUGAGACAGUCACGGCGCAGGAGAAAAACCAGCAAGCUACAUGGCCUAGACGGGGUAUACCGUCUGAUUUUGAAGCGAAUACGUGUGAUCUAUCAUUUCAACAGCUGGAUGCGGAACAAGCGGUUCUUCCUGGAUGUAGAGAUGGUAAUACUGCGGCGGUUGUGCGGUUUUUUGGUGUCACCGAUGCAGGUAAUUCAGUCCUGUGUAAUGUAACUGGGUUCAAGCACUACAUGUACGUUCCAGCACCAUCGGGAUUUCGUCCUAGUUCAGAUUUAAAGGUUUUAAAGGACUAUUUGAAUGAUAAGUUUGAUAAUGUUGUGGAUUCCAUAGAGGUGGUUUGGAAACAAAGUAUAUGGGGAUAUUCCGGUGAUGAAAAGUUGCAGUUUUUAAAGGUGUUGGUGCCUGAUCCAUACGGGCUGAAUAAGGUCCGAACUGCAUUUGAGAAGGGUUAUGUGAACCCAAAUGAUACUUGGUUCCAAGGAGGCACUACGACGUACGACAAUAUUGCUUUCACUUUGAGGCUGAUGAUAGAUUGCGGUAUUGUGGGUAUGUCUUGGAUAACCCUGCCUAAGGGGAAGUAUACUCUUAUUCCUAAACACCAAAAGGUUUCUUCCUGUCAAUUUGAAGUGGCCAUUAACUAUAAAGACUUAAUUGCGCAUCCGGCAGAAGGUGAUUGGGUUCAUAGUGCCCCGUUGCGUAUUCUAUCAUUUGAUAUUGAAUGUGCGGGUAGAGUUGGUGUGUUCCCUGAGCCUGAUACUGAUCCAGUGAUUCAGAUAGCAAACGUUGUUAGUAUUGCAGGUCAUUCUAAACCUUUUAUUCGAAACGUUUUCACGGUGAGGUCUUGUGCUCCAAUCACCGGUUCUCAGAUUUUUGAGCAUGAGAGAGAGGAAGACAUGUUAAAACAUUGGCGCGAUUUCGUUGUCCAAGUAGAUCCAGAUGUGAUAAUUGGGUAUAACACUACUAAUUUCGAUUUUCCCUAUUUAAUUAACCGUGCCGCUGCUUUGCAUGUUGAUAGUUUUCCGUAUUUUGGCAGGUUGCCAAAUGUAAAACAAGUUAUCAAGGAAACUGUUUUUUCAUCAAAGGCAUAUGGUACAAGAGAGUCCAAAACUAUUAACAUUGAUGGACGUCUACAGCUAGAUUUGUUGCAGUUUGUUAGACGUGAAUAUCAAUUACGUUCAUAUACCUUGAAUUCUGUUUCUGCUCAUUUCUUAGGUGAACAGAAAGAAGAUGUUCAUCACACCAUUAUUUCUUCGUUGUAUAAUGGUGAUAGCGAAACAAGAAGACGUUUGGCUGUUUAUUGUUUGAAAGAUGCUUAUUUACCUUUGCGAUUGUUAGAAAAGUUAAUGGCCUUAGUUAACUAUGCAGAAAUGUCAAGAGUCACCGGGGUUCCCUUUUCCUACCUCAUUACGAGAGGUCAACAAAUUAAAGUCAUAUCUCAGCUAUUUCGCAAGUGUUUUCAAAUAGAUAUUGUGAUUCCAAAUAUGCAUACAUCUCCUUCUGAUGAACAGUAUCAGGGGGCUACAGUUAUAGAACCAAUAAGAGGGUAUUACGACGUUCCUAUCGCAACAUUGGAUUUCAAUUCCCUAUACCCAUCAAUUAUGAUGGCACAUAAUUUAUGUUACACUACCUUGUGUAAUAAAUCCACCGUUGCACGCUUGAAUUUAAAGGAAAACGAGGACUAUAUUAUCACUCCAAAUGGAGACUACUUUGUCACUGAAAAACGUAGGCGUGGAAUAUUACCUACUAUCUUACAUGAAUUAAUUAGCGCAAGAAAACGUGCUAAGACUGACCUAAAGAAUGAAACUGACCCAUUUAGAAAAGAUGUCUUAAAUGGUAGGCAGCUGGCAUUAAAAAUAUCUGCAAAUUCCGUUUAUGGAUUCACCGGCGCAACAGUUGGAAAGCUACCAUGUCUUGCCAUCUCCUCAUCGGUCACAUCAUUUGGGCGUACUAUGAUUGAAGCCACAAAGCGUGCAGUCGAAGAAAAGUAUACAGUUAAAAACGGCUUCAGUCAUGACGCUGUUGUUAUAUAUGGUGAUACCGAUUCUGUGAUGGUAAAGUUCGGUAAAACUGAUCUUCAGGAAACAAUGAAUCUAGGCGCUGAAGCUGCUGCAUAUGUUUCAUCUCUAUUCAAGCAUCCAAUCAAUUUAGAGUUUGAAAAAGUCUACUUUCCAUAUUUAUUGAUUAACAAAAAGAGAUAUGCUGGUUUGUACUGGACUAGGCCUGAAAAACACGAUAAAUUAGAUCAGAAAGGGCUAGCUUCAGUUCGUCGUGACUCAUGUCCUCUGGUCUCGCUUGUUAUGAAUAAGGUUUUGCGAAUGAUUCUAAUAGAUAGGAAUGUACCGGGCGCUUUGGAUUUUGUUAGAAGCACCAUUGAUGAUGUUCUGCAGAAUAGAGCAGAUAUUUCUAAAUUAAUUAUUUCCAAAACACUAGCACCAAGUUAUACGAACUCACAGCCUCAUGCAGUUUUGGCGGAACGUAUGAAAAAGAGAGAUGGCGUUGGGCCAAACGUUGGUGACAGAGUCGAUUAUGUAAUUGUGGGUGGAAACGACAAGCUAUACAACCGAGCAGAAGAUCCGUUAUAUGUCUUGGAACAAAACAUUCAGAUCGAUUCAAAAUACUAUUUGACAACGCAGUUACAAAAUCCUAUUAUUAGCAUUAUAGCGCCGAUUAUUGGCGAAAGACAAGCAAAUGCAAUGUUUGUUGUGAAAGCUAUAAAGAUUUCAACUGGUAAUCAAAAGGGAGGGUUGAUGGGUUUUAUUAAGAAAGUCCAGAUGUGUAAAGGUUGUAAGGGCCCACUCAAGAAGGGCGAAGGGCCACUGUGUGGAAAUUGCAAAGAAAGGUCAGGUGAGUUAUAUCUCAAGGCAAUGUACGACGUGCGGGAAUUGGAAGAAAAGUUUGCCAGGUUAUGGACUCAAUGUCAACGAUGCUCUGGUAGUUUGCACAAUGAAGUGCUUUGUUCCAACCAAAACUGUGACAUUUUUUACAUGAGAGUUAAAGCUAAGAAAGAACUACGAGAGAAAGUUGAGGAAUUAAGCAAGUGGUGA
Molecule: messenger RNA, 3279 nt
Organism: Eremothecium cymbalariae DBVPG#7215
Lineage: Eukaryota; Fungi; Ascomycota; Saccharomycetes; Saccharomycetales; Saccharomycetaceae
Gene: POL3
Product: DNA-directed DNA polymerase delta POL3
Exons: 1
Coding region: 1-3279 (1092 amino acids)
Biological process (GO): DNA-templated DNA replication; DNA replication proofreading; nucleotide-excision repair, DNA gap filling
Cellular component (GO): delta DNA polymerase complex
Molecular function (GO): DNA-directed DNA polymerase activity; DNA binding; nucleotide binding
Source: RefSeq, a predicted model, not a curated record